CGGCAGUUCUCACAAGGACUGUCGCAGCCGGUCCAUCCAUCCACCUUUAGGCAGCUGCGAUCGCUGAGCCAGUUACUCUGUCAGCAACUAAACAAUCAGCCAACAAAAACUCAACCGAACUACCAGUCAAACAAGCAACCAAACAAACCUAAAACGUCAUAGAGAAAGCCAAGCAAACAAGUUUCACAACUAUGUAAACAAUCAUUACAGCAAUAGGUAUUUGUGACGUAAUUGAAGAAAAAAGCAAAAGGAAUGCACCCAGACAAACUACUAAUCUUCUAGGCAGUUAGCCAGUGUGCCUACCAGUUAACCAAUCAAACAGACGGACAACAAAUCAAGUGAAACCAAAACCCACUCAACGAGAAACAUGCGAGGAAAUAUCUGACGACUCUCACCACCACCUCACAGGACAAUAUGGAUAAAACCCUUUUAUAGGCUGUCAUCAUCAGCACCAAGCCGAGAUGAACGACGUCAGGAUGGACGCCACUUCCUGGCCUACACAGAAGCGGCUGCCCGAGCUGCGUCGUGAGCGUCGCUUCCACUGUCAUUCGGCGUUCCUGUUGGAGUCGGUAAGGCGGCAAACAUUCGCCAACUGGACGGUCGCCUAUGUGGACCCAGAUCAGCUGGCCAGGAAUGGCUUCUUCUACCUGCAGACUCGCGACCAUGUCCAGUGCAUCUUCUGCAAGGGGAUCGUGGGGUACUGGGACCCGGGGGACCAACCAGACAUCGAACACCGAAAGCAUUUUCCCAACUGCCCCUUUAUCACUGGGGUCGCUACCGGCAAUGUUCCUCUCUCGCAUCCGGCAGAUGAUACUGGCCGGGUGUACCGCUUGUUGGAUGAGUACCACGCCUUCAGGGUUACCAGCACACGGCCCAUCGUGAGGGCACCCAAAGCUGCUGCCUAUGAGAGGGACGACGCCCAGCAGGGAGACGCUGGACUCCUGGCUUAUCCUCAGUUCAACACUGACGCCGCCCGGAGGCAGACUUUUAAACGCUGGCCAAAUGAAGAGUCUGCUACCGUCACCAUCGACGCCCUGGUGGCGGCCGGGCUCUUCUACUCGGGGAUCUCCGACUGGGUCCAGUGUUUCCACUGUGGUGGGGGACUCUUCAGCUGGCGCCAAGGAGACGACCCUAUCGCAGACCACGCCCGUUACUACCCCAGUUGCCCCUACAUCAGGAUAAAAAAGGGGGAGGAGACCGCUUCCAGGCCAUGGGAUGAUAAUAUUCCUCCGCCGGCGUUGAUCAGACCUAUUGGACUAAGUGACGAAGAGGCCAAACUGCUCCUGGCCCACCCUCUUGCUAAGCGCCUGGUGAGUAUGGGACUGUCAGCGAAAUCGGUGACAGGAGCCCUGCGACAGCUCCUGCAGGCGAGGGGAACUCUGUGUGGGACGGUGUCGGAAGCCCUACAGCUGGUGUUCGAUUUUGAGGAGACUCAACGACGGAGGGGCCUCGUGUCUGACGGUGGACUGGUGGAGGAUAGAGAACUCACGCAAGUUUCGUCGUCAGUGGUAGAGAACUCGUCCAGGCAGUUGCCACAAGAGGCGGCCCCCGACGUCGCCCGCUACCAAGUCUUGUUGCAGGAAGUGGUGGAACUGAGAAAACGUGUAGAGGAUGAGGAGAGUCGCUUGGUUUGUCGGGUGUGUAAGCUGAGGCGCGUAGCUGUGGUGUUCCAGCCAUGCUCCCACCUUCACCUGUGUGCCACCUGCGCCAGGCCCCUUGACACUUGCCCAACCUGUAGCACAGUCAUCAGGGGGACCCUCCGACCCAUCAUCGGCUGAGGUGCCCCUCCUUCACCCCUGGCACCUGGGACACACAUCCACCCUAGACUGAGGUGUGGUGAACGCUGACUAGUUUCUUUUUGAGACACUGGGACAACAAAUCGUCCUGACUAAGACCUUGGUCGAUGCUUCACUGGACUAUGUGCUUCACAUAUUAUAUAAAUUUGAAUGUGA
This is a messenger RNA of Homarus americanus (American lobster), 1952 nucleotides long. Its product is annotated as baculoviral IAP repeat-containing protein 7-B-like. The record is from RefSeq and is a predicted model, not a curated record. Gene Ontology annotation, molecular function: ubiquitin protein ligase activity; cysteine-type endopeptidase inhibitor activity involved in apoptotic process. Lineage: Eukaryota; Metazoa; Arthropoda; Malacostraca; Decapoda; Nephropidae. Bases 462 to 1778 code for a protein of 438 amino acids. Gene Ontology annotation, cellular component: cytoplasm; nucleus. Gene Ontology annotation, biological process: regulation of cell cycle; negative regulation of apoptotic process; positive regulation of protein ubiquitination. The transcript has 7 exons.